AGUAGAGCACAUCCCACAUAGUCGCGCGACACUCAGCAACAACAAUGGCCAAGCGUAGUCAGUGGCGGUAGGAGCGCUGUCUUCUUCGCUCGCUCGUCGGAGUCCUCCUCGAUUUUUUUUGGGACUCCGGGACGGAGAAAAACAAAACAACCCGUAGAUAGUCGCGCUCGUGUUUCUUUUAUUUGACUCGUUCCACAAUGUUCGAGGCGAGCCCACACGGACCGUGCGUGUGUGUCCCCGCUGCUGCUUGUUGGCCGCUGGGUUGCAGCUACUAACCUAGCUGCUUUUCACUCGCUGCUUAGCUAACGUUUUUUAGCCCCCCCUCCUCCUUGCGCGCCCCCCUGUUGUUUUCUUCAAACAACACGCCAAUGUUUUAGAGUAUUCGCGUGAACUGUUUUAUGACAACAACAGUUCCCAACUACCUUUUAUUCGUUAAAGGAGCGUGUGUGUGUAUGUUUGUCGCGGAAACUAGUUUGCGGGCUAGCUAACAGGCUAGCCAUUUGUGUGUGUGUGUGUGCGUGUGUGUGUGUGUUCGCGCAAGGAAGGAAAACGGCGAGUUUCCUUUUUUAACAAAGUAUGGAUGACCAGACCAGGAUGCUGACGGGUCUCACCGGACUUGGUGGACUACAGCCAGGCGACGUGGGCGACCCGGACUCGGUUCGGAAACAGCAGUCCCUCGGCCAGCCCCAACAAGACAUCGGGGAUAUCCUACAGCAAAUAAUGGCCAUCACCGACGAGAGCCUGGACGAAGCACAGGCCAGAUGCUGGCCAGAAGAUUCGCCGGCGCAUUGGGGUGGAUCAGACGACCCCACAGAGGGAGGGAGAGCAGGGGGGGGCACGGCAGGGGGUGGCCUGCCAGUCAACUUCCAGUACAGGAAGCAUGCCCUUAACUGUCACAGAAUGAAGCCAGCCCUGUUCAGUGUUCUCUGCGAGAUCAAAGAGAAGACAGUUCUGAGUAUACGAGGCGUGCAGGAGGAAGACCCCCCAGACCCGCAGAUCAUGCGUCUGGAUAACAUGCUGCUGGCGGAGGGCGUGUCCGGGCCGGAGAAAGGAGGCGGGUCGGCGGCGGCGGCCGCUGCGGCGGCGGCAGCGGGAGGCUCGCCUACCGACAGCAGCAUCGAACACUCCGACUACAGAGCCAAACUGGCCCAGAUUCGUCAGAUAUAUCACUCGGAGCUGGAGAAAUAUGAGCAGGCGUGCAGCGAGUUCACCAACCAUGUAAUGAACCUGCUGAGAGAGCAGUCUCGAACACGGCCCAUCUCGCCCAAGGAGAUCGAGCGCAUGGUGGCCAUCAUCCACCGCAAGUUCAGCUCCAUCCAGAUGCAGCUCAAGCAGAGCACCUGCGAGGCCGUGAUGAUUCUGCGCUCACGCUUCCUCGACGCCAGACGCAAGAGGCGCAACUUCAACAAGCAAGCGACAGAGGUGCUCAACGAGUAUUUCUACUCCCACUUGUCUAACCCUUACCCUAGUGAGGAGGCAAAGGAGGAGUUGGCCAAAAAGUGUGGGAUCACCGUGUCUCAGGUCUCUAAUUGGUUCGGCAACAAGAGAAUACGUUACAAGAAGAACAUCGGCAAGUUCCAGGAGGAAGCCAACCUCUACGCAGUCAAGACAGCAGUGGACGCCGCCAACGUGUCGGCGCAAGCCAGCCAGGCCAACUCGCCGGCAACGCCCAACUCAGGCGACAGCUACAUUGGGCUGCGAUUGCUCAACGGGGAGGGCAUCGGCGCGGCACCCUCUCUCCAGCCGCAGGUGGAUACCCUGCACCGUGCUACACACCUGACGGGCGGCUAUGAGGAGCUGUCAGGUAGCGGCCUCUACACCCCUCAUCGCCUGGAUGCUAACAGCUGGCAGGACUCAACCGACCCCCCCUCCGUCACCUCCCCUCCCGGCGCUCCCGGCAGCGUCCACUCCGACACCUCCAACUGAUCCGAGUAGCAUCCGCCUUCCGUCGUUAACGCCGUUUCCACUCCAAGGGGGUGGCGGUGGGGCCACCCCACCCCCCACUCCCACCCACCGCCAUCUUGGACUCAAUGGGAUCAUGUCAUGAACACAACACCACUGUGCUGGAACGCAGGACAGCAACGCAACUAUGGACUCCUCUCUCUACCCCCCCCCGCCCACACUUGAUGUCCACACGUACACGUGUAUCUGCUCGUUCUCUUAACACACGCUCACAUUUCACCCGUGGCUUCGUUCGAUUGGUCGCCCCAGCAGGGUCUUACCAAAGCGCCACCGCCCGGCUCGUCAUCAGCAUCACCGUGUCACACUGUUAGCAUCCUUGUUAUGAGCGUGGCUAACUGUGGCUAACCGGUUAGCAGACCAAGAAGAGUGGACGGAACUAAUCCCACUUUUUUUUGGGUCACUAAAUUCGACAAUUUUUUUUUCUGUCCGCUAGUUUCUCUGAUUGUAGGCCAUUUUUUGUGCGUGUUUUUUUUUUUUUUUUAAGAAUGCACCAGCCGCCACCAAAAAUAAAACACGCUGCCAAUAGCGCAUCAGAGAAGGCAAGGGAGGAGGGGGCUCGUGACAGCGAGGGCGACCAUCCGGAUUCUAGUAAAACUCGUCUUCCAUGCAUGUUAGGACUCGUUCAGCCCCGCCCUCACUUUUUACCUUGGUUUUUAAUUACGAUAAAUGGAGGGGAAAAAAUGAAUUAAAAGGGUAUAAAUAUUAUAGUCUGACCAAAAAAUACAAACAAAAAAGAAACGAGCGUCGCGUGCUGUUUGGAUAGUUGUGUGUCGUCAUGGCGACGCGCACGACGACCACCUGUUGUACCAAAACCAAAAAUACCACAGUCAGUAAUCAUGAUAAUGGUGAUGAUGCCACCUACUAUUUUUGUGUGUCUUGUUGUAUUUUAUUUUUUGGGGGUGUGGGGGGCUGGAAACAUUUCUAUUUUCACUGUUUACAAAUAUGGACUUCCCUGUGUUGCCAUUUUUUUUUCUUGGCUAAUCAGAUGAGGGCUCCACUAGCUCUCUCGCCCUUCUUACCAAAAAAAAAGGAAACCACUUUUUUGCCAUUUUUUAAACACAAGUUUUAAUCGUCAAGUUAAGUCGUCUUGUUAUGAAGACAGGAAUGUCCUUAACUCAUUCACUGCCAGCCGCUAAAAAAAACAAAAAACUAUACAACAGUGAUCUUUUCCAGUUGACCUAUAUAGACGUGAAUGGGUUAAAGAAAAACAAAAACUUGGCCUAAUUGUCCGAUGUAAUAUCCCAACAUGUAAUUACUUUUGUUAGUUCUAAUACACCAAAAUGUGAUCAAGCCCCUCCCUCCAUCCUGCCUGACCCGCCCCCCCCCUCUCUUUUUCUACCUGUGUAAUGGAUGUCACUGUACAGUUUGUGUAAUGUUUCACUUUCUUUUAUAUACUCGACCUUGGUUCAGAUGCUAAUUAUUAUUUGGCAUUUUGUCCCCACCCCCCCACGAUACCCCUCCCCCGGCUGAUUCCCGACACACAUGACUCGCUAUAUAACUCUGUAUCAACAUUAUUUUUUAUUAUUGUUAUUAUUUAGGCUUUUUGUUACAUAACCGGGUGGAAAUGUGGGGUUUACUGCUCGGGACAUUUGAUGCUGUGGAAAUUGAUGGUUCCCAUGAAUCUUUCAUGAAAGUGAUGAGAGAAAGAAAAAAUGCCUCCACAGUAUCAAAUGUCUCCCCCAAAAAGCCCUUUUGAUUAUUAUUCUUUUUUUUUUUUCCUCUUAGUAUAUUUGUAUCGCUUCUCUUUCCCUUGUAUUUAGCCCUCUCUCUACCUCUGUCUUUCCAUCUCUGUUGUAUAUAUAACCCCCCCAAAUGCCCCCAACCCCACCGCUGUUUUCAGACCCACGCGUCUGUCUGAACUCCUUUUAUACCUCAACUUUAGAAUUGUUCUAGAAAGAAAGAGUUAAAGGAAGAAUGACAAAUUGUAGUGUUCUUAUUAGAAACUUAAUAAAAAAAAACAAUUUAGUGUGAUUUUUUUUUUUCUUUUCCUUUCUUCUUCCAGUAUUUUAUUUCAAAUUUUAGGAGUGCUUCAUUUUAUAAGUUGUCACAAAAUGCUCUUGUGAUAGUCAAAUGUAAUAAAAAAGAGAGAUUGCACCAUC
Molecule: messenger RNA, 4061 nt
Organism: Syngnathus acus (greater pipefish)
Lineage: Eukaryota; Metazoa; Chordata; Actinopteri; Syngnathiformes; Syngnathidae
Gene: pbx4
Product: pre-B-cell leukemia transcription factor 4
Exons: 10
Coding region: 577-1926 (449 amino acids)
Biological process (GO): regulation of transcription by RNA polymerase II; neuron development; eye development
Cellular component (GO): nucleus
Molecular function (GO): RNA polymerase II cis-regulatory region sequence-specific DNA binding; DNA-binding transcription factor activity, RNA polymerase II-specific
Source: RefSeq, a predicted model, not a curated record